Kwoniella botswanensis is the source of this 324-nucleotide messenger RNA. RefSeq lists its product as uncharacterized. The coding region runs from base 1 to 324 and encodes 107 amino acids. The transcript is spliced from 2 exons. NCBI's taxonomy places the organism in Eukaryota, Fungi, Basidiomycota, Tremellomycetes, Tremellales, Cryptococcaceae. The record is from RefSeq and is a predicted model, not a curated record.
AUGGCAUUGCCACAGGCAUCACUGGAGGAGAAAAUUCAAGCUUUGAAGAAAAGCUUAGCAGCCAAGCAAGGUGAAAUUCGAUAUCUGGGAGAUGGAAUGGAGGAGCAGGAUAUCAUCAUUCAGAAGAUGGAACAAGUGAUUGAGAAGAAAGAAAGGGUGAUCAACGCGAAAGAUAAAACGAUUGAGGAAAAGGUUAUCAUCAAUACACACAAGGAAAGCGUGAUUGAGAGUCUUCGAUUCUCGGCGAAGAAAAGGAGAAACGAAUUAUCGAAUGCGAAUGGAUACACACCAGAAGCACGAGGCGGGGCGUCCAACAGAAAAUGA